ACCCCGCGGACUGGAGCCCCGGCAACGUGCAGAAGUGGAUCCUGUGGACGGAGCACCAGUACCGGCUGCCUGCCUGCGGCGACAUCCUGCACGCCCACCUCGACAUCUGGAAGUCUGCCGCCUGGAUGAAGGAAAAAGCCGCCCCGGGAGAUGUGAGAUACUGCGGAGGUGAUGCCAGCUGGGCGGACAGCGAGGUGGACUCAUCCUGCGCCGGCCAACCCAUCCACCUCUGGCAGUUCCUCAAAGAGCUGCUGCUGAAACCCCACAACUACGGCCGCUUCAUCCGCUGGCUUAACAAGGAGAAAG
Molecule: messenger RNA, 306 nt
Organism: Fulmarus glacialis (Northern fulmar)
Lineage: Eukaryota; Metazoa; Chordata; Aves; Procellariiformes; Procellariidae
Gene: SPDEF
Product: SAM pointed domain containing ETS transcription factor
Exons: 4
Biological process (GO): cell differentiation; regulation of transcription by RNA polymerase II
Cellular component (GO): nucleus
Molecular function (GO): DNA-binding transcription factor activity, RNA polymerase II-specific; sequence-specific DNA binding
Source: RefSeq, a predicted model, not a curated record